Nelumbo nucifera (sacred lotus) is the source of this 432-nucleotide messenger RNA. RefSeq lists its product as uncharacterized. The record is from RefSeq and is a predicted model, not a curated record. Lineage: Eukaryota; Viridiplantae; Streptophyta; Magnoliopsida; Proteales; Nelumbonaceae.
AUGGAGGGAAUCCCCUACGAUCCCGAGAUUGAAAGAACCCUAUGCAUACGCCUUAGAGCUGCUAGACAAGUGAGAGCUGAAACUGAAGAGAUGGCCGAACCAAGAACCAUGAUGGACUAUGCCAAACCAACCCUUACCGGGGCUGCUUUAAGCAUUGUAAGACCAGCCAUAUCUGCCAAUAAUUUUGAGAUCAAACCAGCCAUAAUUCAGAUGAUACAAAACACGGUUCAGUUUUGUGGCAUGGCUAAUGAAGACCCGAAUUCUCACAUAGCCAACUUCUUGGAAAUUUGUGAUACUUUCAAGCACAACGGGGUGAGUGAUGAUGUGGUUAGGCUCAGGUUGUUCCCAUUUUCAUUGAAAGACAAAGCUAAGACUUGGCUGAAUUCUUUGCCGGCUGGAUCUAUAGCAACAUGGGAUGAAAUGGCUAGCUGA